AAUCGUUUAUUAUUAUAAAUGAACUUUCAAAAGUCUUGAAUUAACAAAUUCAUAAAUUAAUUUUCUGUACCUACCAAUUGUAAAUAUUAAAUAUGAGCGAAAUCGAAGUUGAAGCCUCAGAGGCACCAGAUGGUAAACAAAAACGCAAGAAGGGAAAGAAAAAAGCGGAAAAGAAGUUCAAUGCACCAAUUGUGAUACCUUCUAGUACAAUGACCAAACAGGAAUAUCAGUCCCAAAUGAUGCUUGCUGCUUCACAGACUCAGUACCCAUUGGAAUCGUCUACGAAAUCUAAUUUAGUAUUAGGCGCAGGCAGUUCCAAGAUAUUGAAAUCGAAGCCUAGCAAAACUAAGUCAAAAUCUAAAAAUAUUUUACAAAGUUUUCUCCAGCUAACACAGGUUGAUGAAGAGUCGUACUCAUCAGGAUCUUCGACACCAGAAGAAGAGAAACAAGCUUCCAAAAAAAAGCACGUGGCUAAAGGUAAAAUCGUGAAACUAUCUAUUGAUGAAGAUGGUAUUGACAUAGGUGCUGAGUUAGAUAAGAAACCGCCAAAGAAGCCUAAAAAAGAAAAGAAAGGCAAAUCCAAAAAGGCUGGGAAAAUGGAGAAAGUAAAACCAGAAGAAGAAGAAGAAGAAGAUAUAAUGCUUACAAUUAUGAAAUUACAACCCUCAGCGACAGCACCUUCUGAAAGUAUUACAGAAACAGAGGAAGGCAAGGAAUCGAAAAAGAAAAAGAAAAGCAGCGGCAAAAAGAAAAAAGACAGAAAUAUAACUCCUCAAAUGGCGGAACAAUUGAAAAUGGAAGCCGAACAAGAAGCGAUAAGACAAGCUGAAUUGGAAAAAAUAAGACUUGCGGAAGAAAGAUUAAUUGCGAUAGAGAAAGAGAAAAAAGAAACACUUGAAGCACAAAUUCGUGUAGAACAAUUAUCAAAAACAAACAAUAAUAUUCAGAAAGCACUGGAUCAUUAUAGAGAGGCAACAAAAGCGGAAAGAGAAGAAGAAGAGUGGAAAUUGUUUGUCGAAUGCGGUAAUUUACCAAAUCCUUAUUUUUGUGAUCAAAUGAACACGUAUCUUCACAUAUGGGAAGAUGAAAUUGAAAAUACCAACGUAUCAGAUAUAUCUAUAAGAACAGAGAAUACUUUAAAGCUUAUCGGAAGUUUGGAGGAAUUAAUUACAAUGCCACCAGAAGCAGAGGACAAUAGUGAAAAAUUAAAAAAUUGGUUGUGGAUUCGUCAACUUUACAUCGAACAUCAGCAAAUGAGUUUAGAUAUUGCGACUUACAGACUUCUUAGAAACGUUUCUAAAAAUUUGGUGAGACUUGAUAUACCGACAGCCGAUUACAAUUACAAGGACCCCUAUGUUACUUUAUGUCUAUGGUUGAGGGUACAGUUACCGACGCCUUUACCAAAUCCGAGAAGACCACCAAAGCCAAGAAUAGAUAUCACCUUCAAAAAUUUAAAUGGUUUGCAAGUAAUCUUGCCAGCUACUAUGGAUCUGGAAAAAAUGGCAUUGAGAGUAAUGAAUCUGACAUAUGAUCAUUUAAGUGAUAAUUGUGAAUUCUUCGAUUGCCCUACAAUACCUGGACAUUACGAUUUAGAUUUGAAGGAAUCCUGUAAAAAAGAAUGGCGUAUUAAAUUACAAUACAAAUAUGACAAUCGCGAUAAAAAGGCUCGCCCAGUUAUAGAUCCUGAAAAUGAAAAUGCAGUGAUAUUAGUACCAGAACCAGAAGAGUUCGCGUCAGAUGAAGACAUUCCCCAAGUGCCAUACAAAAAGCUAGAGCCUACUGCCAGUCAAUAUGCCUGUUCUGUAGAAGAAAAGUUAUACGCCGAGGCCAGAGAGCAGUUUUUGUUAGAUUUACCUCAAAAUGUAGUGAAUUUAAGGAAAUACGUAAUACUUGGUGGUGUAUACCACAUAAAUUUGCUACACCAACCACCUCAACCUCAAGAUUAUGUUAUUUUGGAUUUGAAUAUUACAAGAUUAUUUGUUCCCAAGCAACUUGAGCACGUGGACUUCUUUACAAGUUAUACGCCUCCGGUGCCAUCAGAUCCCGACGUUAGAAAAGCACCAGAAGAGUUAGAAGAAGAGAUGAAGAAAAACGAGGAAGCAUUGGAUUCUUUAAUAUACAUUAGCUUAACGUGGCCUAAGCACGUGAUAUUUCUAGAGUUACCUAUAGUAUGUAUUUGGGAUGACAAAGAAAAGUACUGGACCAACAAAUAUAUUCAUGAUUUGAAGCACAAUGAAGAGAAGGGAACGUUAUCAUUUAGAUCACAAGUUUUCGGAAUCUUUGGAUUAGCUUCGUUGAAAUAUAGUAAUUUACCAUAUCAAGCAUGGGAAAUAAAACCAGAAGAAAAUGGAUCAAUUAAUAUAUCGAUCACAUCGGCAAUAUUGAUUUUUGAAUUCAAAAUUCAAGAUGGGAAAAUAUGCUUAAUUUGGGUACAAAAUAGUCCAAAUGAUGCUUUGAAAUCAUACAUUGGAAAAUACAUGAAACUAUAUACGCUAAAAAAGGUAUUAAAAGAGACGGGUAUAAACAUAUUUCCUGAACACGAUGCAUUUUGUUACGUUGAAGGCUGUUGCGAGAAACAAUGGCCGAUGGAAAAGAAUCUUUACUGUAAUAUGGCAGCCUUGAGCGGCUGUUUUAAUUUUGCAUGGUCCAGAUGGAAUUUAACACUAGGUAGAAGAAGUAUCGUUUUAUUGAUGAGAGAAUACUCGUUCGAUAAAUCAAAACAAAAAAACUAUUCAACUCUUCUAGUUACCCCUACUAAUUCUACAAUAAUCAAUUGUACGGAAGUUAGUCAAGAGUUUUCGGAUGAACCUGUAGAAUCAAUCAAGUUUUCCGCCGAUUUGUACAACUUAAUGAAAACAAUUAGUGGAAUUGCAGUCAGAAAAAAAGUUGGAGAAUUUUCCAAAUUAAAUAUAUAUACAGUUUCCGAAUUCUUGAUAGCUACAAGAAUUUUGAGUUUCUCAUAAAUUUAAUAAUAAAA
Molecule: messenger RNA, 2977 nt
Organism: Diorhabda carinulata
Lineage: Eukaryota; Metazoa; Arthropoda; Insecta; Coleoptera; Chrysomelidae
Product: dynein axonemal intermediate chain 7-like
Exons: 20
Coding region: 93-2963 (956 amino acids)
Cellular component (GO): axoneme
Molecular function (GO): beta-tubulin binding; microtubule binding
Source: RefSeq, a predicted model, not a curated record